Molecule: messenger RNA, 3265 nt
Organism: Pantherophis guttatus
Lineage: Eukaryota; Metazoa; Chordata; Lepidosauria; Squamata; Colubridae
Source: RefSeq, a predicted model, not a curated record
AUGAUACAAGAGGGAAUGAAAAGGAUGGAAGAUAAGAUGACGCUAAAUCACGAUGAAACUAGAAAAAACCAUGAACAAUUGCGACUGGAUGUAGGAGAAAUUAAAGAUGACAUCAGAAAUAUAGAUGAGAAGAUAAUGAAAAUCCAGCAAAAUAUCAUAGAAAAUGAACAGAGAAUACAUAAAGUGGAGGAAAAAACAGAAGCUACAGCCUUGAGGCUGGAGAGGAUGGAGAACCAACAAACGAUGAGGAGCCGGGACACCGAAGAUGCACUCACGUUUCUUGAAAUGGAAAAGGCAUCCUUCUUCCUUAGAUUCCAAAAUAUAGAAGAACAGAGAGAUGAAGACCUGGGCGAGAUUAUGAUCGAAAUACUGGCAAAGGCAGUUAUAAAGAAGUGGGCCUUAGUACCAGAGCACAAAUUAGAGUAUGAGAAAUACCACACAAGUGAUUAUGUGUAUGGCUACCAGCUGGAAGCUUCACCAAGCUCAUUUAUUCAUUUAACAAUUUCCCUCCAGAAGUUCCAACAGAAGGCUCUGAAACAAACUAAGCAGAAGAAAUCUAAGUCGUCUGACUUUCUGAUGGCUGAGCUUUGCUCGAUGACAAAAGAUGAGAAAGUUUCAAUUGAAGUCUUCAAAAAUCCAGCUUUUAACAUCAGCAAUACUGAUUUUUCAGCACAUCAGACUUACAAGGUGGGACUUAUUAGAUAUGACAAGCUGACUAGCAGUCUUGCAGCUCACCCACAAAAACUCAGGUUGUGAGCCCAAGCUGAACCAAGAGGAAAUGAAUGCAGCAGAAAUUACUUUGACCCUCUGAUGGAUGAGGAAAUAAACCCAAGGCAGUGUGGGAUAGAGGUCAGCAAAGAAGAAAUGAAAGUUGAAGAGAUAGAAGGUGAAGAUACUUUGGAUUCUACGUGCCCUGUCAGCAGCAUUAAGACCUCUGAUCUUUGUGAUGAAGUUGAAGAUGAAGACAUUCUCCCUUACAUCGAGCAGUUUGAGAAAGAGGUUUACAAUGAAGUUAUUCUCCUGGGCAACUUUCCAUGUAAACAGGAUUUAAAAUAUGAAGAUAUUUUCCAAGAUGAAAAGUUCAGUAGAAAACUUUCUAAAGUAUUUCAAAGCAAACCAGAAAGUCAGGUGUUGGAAACUGUCUCAAAUGCCUGGAAAAUAAGGGCUGCAGCCAAUCUUCGUAUCCUUCCAGGAGUGAGUCAUAAUUCAAAUCGAACAGCUGUUCCUUGCUGGAAGGUUAACCGCACUAAAAAAUCUCAAUUUACUGAUAUUCAUCUAAAAUGCUUACGGGGUAUCAAAGACAAAGUGCCACAAGGUAGUUACAGUCUCAAGGUUUCCAUCUGUAAACAACUUGAUGGAAAAUUUCUUUCUUCCUCCAAAGUGGAUGGACAACAAUUGGCUGGAAAGUCACUGCCUGUGAGACAUAAUGGGAACUUCUAUGACGUGGAACUCUCUUUCGGACAAAGCAUAUACACAAUAAUUAAACUUCCAUGGAAUUCAAAUGAACAGUAUAAAUAUGAAGUGGGCCUUCAGCCGUCUUCAAAAAUUCUUCAAUAUUCAAGUACUGCUGAGAAGGAUGGGAUUUCAAAGGAAAUCAUAGGGCAACCUCUGACCCCUUGGAGAGAUUCUGACACUCGUAAGGGAAGUAUUCCCAGUGUUGAAAAGGAAGUGAGAAAGCGGUUUAACACGAUGAAGAAGAGCGAUCCAAAUGAUGUGGUUGUGCAAAGCGGUUCUAAGAUCAGACCUGAUGCUGACGAUGGAGUAUUACGGUCUUAUCAGGAGGAAUUGGAGAAACAUAGAUUCUCUGUGUGCUGUCACCCUGCUGUUGACACAAAAGUGUCCACAAGAUUCACCAAGCAUUUCUACUUCAGAGCGUAUGAUGCCUUUUUUGAACUUGGAAGAGGACAGUGGUAUUCCUGGGAUUUUUGGUCGAGUGUGCUGCUAAUCUCUUUCCUUUGGUUUAUACGUCUAUAUCUGCAUUAUUUUAGUCAAUGGAUCUUACUCCACGUUUUUGCAGUUCCUGUCACAAAAUUCCAAUUCUAUCUUUAUACUGUGGAUUUGUGCUACCAGAAUUCUUUGGUACACGCCAGCGAAGAGAUGGCUAUGGUUGUGGUGGGACCUUUGACCUUGAACACAGUGAUGCUUCUUUUGAUUCUGAUGAGAUGGGGCUGUCAACUGUUGUUUGACUCCUUCCCUUUUUACUUGUCAAAGCUGAUCAUGGCUUGGGGAUUCUGGACAGUCCUAGACCCUUUGGCAGUGUUUGUGGUGGAUGCAUUCCUGGGGCGACUUCAUUACACUGCUGAUAAUCCCACUGCUGACUGUGCCAAGCUGUAUUGGCUUUUUCUAAGAACGGAACAGACUGGAAUUCCUGGAGCAUUGAUCACCGUGUUGCUUUAUGCAGUCCUAUUUUUAUUUUCAUCUGCAACUCUGCAUCUAUAUUGGCUCAGGUUAUACAAUGAAAGCUGGUUAUUAGAUUUGCUCCAGAGGAUUCGAGGCGAUGAGACCUCUUUCUUUGUCCCAUGUGACCUGGAAAUCUCUCUCCAAGAGUUAAGCUACCUUGUGAAAAAAGCAGAACAAUGGAGGGGAAUCGGCGGUGAAAGACGAAAGGUGGUUGUCUAUGAAUACUUCUGGGAAGACCAUGCCAAGCAGCCCCAAAUCUCCUGCAGCGGUGUCCAUCCACAAGAUGCAAAUUUGAAAUUUGCAGGAAACUCCAGAGGCGUCACCAUUCAUGUAAUGAUAUAUACAGUUCAUCUUGGGGGUUUCCAAGAACUAUACAGGCACUUCCUAAGACUGCCCGGUGGGGCUAUUGUUGAGACAUUUGGAGAUGUCAGUGGAAUCAACUUUGCAUGCAAUGAAGUCACUGCAGACUUUGAGGAGCACAGAAGUGGAAUGGACCUUCUGCUGGAAGCUUCUUCUUCAGGGAAAUAAGAAAGAAGAUGGGAAGGUAUUAGUUCAGUGGCUGGAAAUGACUAAAACUGUCAAGCAGAAUGAGCCUUAUAAUUAAAAGAAUUCAGCAAAAAAAAAACCCCAAAAACAUUAUUCAACCCUCUUCCCGGAGCCCUCAUUUCUUCACCCUGAUUGUUGAGUAAUGUUUGGGGAAACUAACAGAAGAAGUGUUUGCAGAACAAUUUGUUUUCUACCUAUAAAACAGAAAUGGUUGCUUCCGCCUUAUGCACGCUUAUCUGGGAAUAAGUCUAUUGAUUGCAGUGAUUUAUGUCCAAAUUGAAAUCUUGAGCACUUCUAUUAAAAGAAUACAGUAAGAUGA